This is a messenger RNA of Lolium rigidum, 646 nucleotides long. RefSeq lists its product as uncharacterized. The transcript has a single exon. The record is from RefSeq and is a predicted model, not a curated record. Gene Ontology annotation, molecular function: calcium ion binding. Lineage: Eukaryota; Viridiplantae; Streptophyta; Magnoliopsida; Poales; Poaceae. The coding region runs from base 145 to 561 and encodes 138 amino acids.
UACCCAAGCACUUCAAACCGGAAAACCCCAACUGACGCACCACUAUAAAUAUAGCCGCAAGCAAUUCUUGCCAUUUCCUCAAACCAAUCGACAUAGCACACUAAGAAAGCUCCUAGCACAGAUCAGGCACAGUUUUUUUCCAAGAUGAGCGUGGAGAUCCUGGACGGGAGGACGGUGCAGAGCUUCGUGGAGGACGAUGGAGCCUUCAACGCCUCCGUCGACGGCCGGUUCGCCGCCCUCGAUACCAACCACGACGGCCUCCUCUCGUACCCGGAGAUGGCCUCGGAGCUUAUGAGCCUCCGGGUCCUGGACAAGCACUUCGGCAUCGACGAGGCCGGCGUCCUAGGGCCCGACGAGCUCACGGGGCUCUACCGCGGCCUGUUCGCGCGCUUCGACCGCGACGGCGACGGCGCCGUCGACAAAGAGGAGUUCCGGGCGGAGAUGAAGGAGGUGAUGCUCGCCGUGGCCAGCGGGCUCGGAUUCCUGCCCGUGCAGAUGGUCGUCGAGGAAGGUAGCUUCCUCAAGGUGGCCGUCGACAUGGAGCUGGCCAAAGCUGCUUAACGGAAUUUUGUUUGUACUUGUACGAGUAUACGUUGCAGAGUCUGCACUAGGUGUAAUGCUUUCUUUCUUCUUCUUCCAGACAAGA